Messenger RNA from Dalotia coriaria, 1612 nucleotides. Its product is annotated as spliceosome-associated protein CWC27 homolog. Gene Ontology annotation, cellular component: catalytic step 2 spliceosome. Gene Ontology annotation, molecular function: peptidyl-prolyl cis-trans isomerase activity. NCBI's taxonomy places the organism in Eukaryota, Metazoa, Arthropoda, Insecta, Coleoptera, Staphylinidae. The record is from RefSeq and is a predicted model, not a curated record. Gene Ontology annotation, biological process: protein peptidyl-prolyl isomerization; protein folding.
AUACGCAACACAAAACUAACCUAACCUAAAAUUUAAAGAAUCAUAUACAGGGCCUGUAAAAACACAAUGUUUACAAAUAUUUAGUGAUUGCAUUGAUAAAUACAUAGUUCAACAUGAGUAACAUCUAUAUUUUAGAGCCUCCGACGUCAGGAAAGGUCCUGUUGAAAACCACUGUGGGUGAUAUAGACAUUGAAUUGUGGUCAAAAGAAGCCCCAAAGACAUGCAGGAACUUUAUCCAGCUAUGCAUGGAAGGAUAUUACAAUGGAUUGAUAUUCCACAGAGUUGUAAAGGGUUUUAUAGCCCAAGGAGGUUGUCCAAAUGGGGAUGGCACUGGUGGUGACUCAAUCUAUGGAGGCACAUUUGAAGAUGAAUUCCACCAGAGGCUUAGAUACCAGAGAGGUCUGCUUGCUAUGGCAAAUGCUGGGAAGAAUGAUAAUGCUUCACAGUUUUUCUUCACACUUGGAGCAACUCCAGAACUUAACAACAAACACACCAUUUUUGGCAAAGUUGGUGGAGAUACAAUUUUCAACAUGUUGAAACUAGAGGAAGGAUUUAUCAAGAAUGAAAGGCCAGAAUAUCCUCAUAAAAUCAUCAAAGCUGAAGUGUUGAAUAAUCCUUUCCCUGAUAUUGAACCUCAGAGUGAAAGAAUUGCAUUAAAAGAACCAAAAAAGAAGAAAGAGAAGAGACAAGGUGUGAAAAACUUUAAGUUAUUGUCUUUUGGAACUGAAGCUGAAGAAGACGAGGAAGAAAAUGCAAGGGAAAACGAGAGAUACGCAGGGAAAGGAAAAUCUACACAUGAUGUUCUAGAUGAUCCGAAAUUAAGUUCACAAUCAAUCGUUGAUGAAUCAGUGGAUAACAAACCCGAAAUCAAUGAAGAUUCAUCAGAUAAUGAACAUUCUGAAGAUUCUGACAACCCUGAAGCUACAGAACAAAGAUUACAGGCGAUUCGAAACAAACUCAAAGCUGGCAGCAGCAAAACCAAAUCAACUAACAAAAAAAUAGAGAAAAAGAAGAUCGUAGCAGAUGAUGACGAUGUUUACCCAGAGGAAGAUGAACAUGUACAGCACAAGAAACGAAAAUAUGAAGAAAUCCAGAAGCAGAUUGAGUCCGUAAAACGUGAAUAUCAUCAAAAUAAACUCAAACGCACUGAAGAAAAGGAAGAAGAAGAGAAAAAAGAAGCUCACAAAGAGCAGUUUAAAGAAUAUAAAGACACACAUAACCUAUACAAAGAAAAAUCAAAAGAUCUGCCUAAAAAAGGAUCACAACGUGAAGAUUUCACGCUAAGUUUGUUGAAUAAAUUUAAAAACAAACUCAACAAAGCUAAGGAACAAGAUGAAGAAGAACAGAGUAAUGAUCAAGCAUCUAAAACAGAUGUAGAUGUUGAUAUAGAUGAUGAAAAGACUUGGCUUGCGCACAAGUUGAGAUUUGUUUCAGAUACACCAGUGCUAGCAAAGGAUGCAAGCACAAAAGACGAUGAUUGGUUCGAGAUCUACGAUCCACGCAACCCGCUUAACAAGCGGCGACGCGGUGAGAAAACACACAAAAAGAAAUAAGAAAAUUAAACUCUUAAUAUAAAAACAAAAAAGAUAAUAAAAUGUCUUCUUGAAUCAAA